Bacillus rossius redtenbacheri is the source of this 4098-nucleotide messenger RNA. RefSeq names its product zinc finger protein 135-like. Bases 441 to 1877 code for a protein of 478 amino acids. NCBI's taxonomy places the organism in Eukaryota, Metazoa, Arthropoda, Insecta, Phasmatodea, Bacillidae. The transcript is spliced from 4 exons. The record is from RefSeq and is a predicted model, not a curated record. Gene Ontology annotation, biological process: regulation of transcription by RNA polymerase II. Gene Ontology annotation, molecular function: DNA-binding transcription repressor activity, RNA polymerase II-specific; RNA polymerase II cis-regulatory region sequence-specific DNA binding. Gene Ontology annotation, cellular component: nucleoplasm.
AUAAAAUUUUGUUAAACACGAUGAGUUUAUAGGUUAUAGUACCUAAUGUAAAUUUCCUGUGCAUGCUUAAUGUUAAAAAGUUAUUUUAAUGCAACCCGUAUUUUGUAUUGCUGUUUUGGCCACAUAGUAGUAGAGCUUAUUUCUAGGUUUGAGAACAAUGUUCUUGUACACUUGUUUUGUAUAAUAUAUGGCAUUGAACACAAAUGAGCUAAAGUACCCAUGGAACGACUUAGUGAUAAAAACGUCUAAACGUUGGGUUCGAUUCCAGGUCCAUUUGUCCUAAUUACAGUUGUCCACUUUUUCAUGAAAUCACAGGAACACUCAAAAUUUUCAUGAGAAAGUUUGGCGAAUUGAAUGCCAAUACAUCUGACUUGAAAGAAGAAAAAAAUAGUAAAAAUACAGUAUUCUGUGAGCUAUAAGUUUUUCCAGUGUGCCUCACCAUGGAAGUUGCCACGCAGUUCAUGAAGGACGUUAUGCCACCGGCCCCGUUGUCGACUGCAGUGCUUGUGACGGACCUGAACAAGGAGUCCCAGCACGCAGGAGCCUCGUACAUGAUGAGCGGCACGUGUGGGGACAGGUGUUGGGGCAUGGCCGCCUUCCAGCCGCAGAUCAUGACGCUCGAGAUCGCGGAGAACCGGCUGAGCAUCGUCGGCAAGCCAUGCCAGCCCCCGGCGGUGCACACAAUGGAACGUAGGUUGUCACCUCCAAGGGAAGUAAAAUUCACUGAUAACAUUAGCACACAGACAGACUUCAAAGACCUGGAGAAAGCUGAGAGAAAGUUACUAUUAAAUCAGACCAAAAAGAAGCAGAAGCAGUUGAAACCUGUGAAGAUCACGGAUGCGAGGACUAAAGAAGAAGCAUCCAUUGCAACCGCUGGAGAACAGUUCCGUGGCCACCUGGAGAAUCCCGUGCAGACUGCAGGAGUCGUGACCGAGAACACGUCCGAGGAAUCCAAGGAGGGUAGUGACGUGAACGACGGCUUUCCCGUGGGAGAACAUUUCCUGACGCAGCCUUCAAACUCCCGUCCCUCAGGGAGCGAGAAAGUGUUCGCAUGUUACAUUUGUGGAAAGACGUACACCCAGAAGCCGAACUUGGACGUCCACAUCCGACGCCACACGGGAGAGACGCCCUUCGCCUGCGAGAUUUGCCCGAAACGUUUCGCCAGCCGUAGAUCGCUCAAGAUCCACCACGUGUCCCACACGGGCGAGCGUAACUUCUCCUGCGACGAAUGCGGGAACACGUUCACCCAGAAGAGCGCCCUCAACAUCCACUCGCGCAUCCACACGGACUACAAGCCGUUCGGCUGCAGCAUCUGCGGCAAGCGCUUCACCAUAAACACCUACCUCCGGUCGCACAUCCUCACGCACACGGGCGAGCGGCCCUACACUUGCAGCGUGUGCGGGCGUGCGUUCACGCAGAAGGGCGUGCUCAACAACCACAUGCGCACGCACCGCUCGGAGAAGGGCUUCGCGUGUGCGGAGUGCGACGAGCGGUUCCCCACGAGCGCGGAGUUCAAGUCGCACGUGGCGCGUCACGCGGAGCUCCGAGCGCCGUGCCGGCCGUGCGAGGAGGCGUUCGCGCGCGACGGCGGCUCGAAGCCGGCGGGCGAGCGGCCGCUCCUGUGCGAGUGCGGGCGACGCUUCUACGACGCGGGGGGCGCUGGAGAAGCACCAGCGCUGCCACUCCGAGGACAAGCACUUCGGCUGCAACGUGUGCGGCAAGCGGUUCAGCCGCGCGCACCAGCUGGAGAACCACAUGAUCGUGCACAGCGGCCUGAAGCCCUUCCCCUGCCACGUCUGCUCGCGCAAGUUCGCUCGCAGCAGCGACCUCAAGAGGCACCUGCCCGUGCACAAGUAGUCACGGCAUUAUUAUACUAACAAUUACUUGUCAUCGUUUAGGGUUAGAGUUUAUAUCGUAAACUUAGUAAUGAAAUCUCUUGGGAUGUGAGUUCCAUAGUUAGCUGCAACUGCCUCAGACAUUAUUUGUUCACCACAAAUAACUUGUUUAGGGUUACCAGAUGUGUGGCUUUCAGAGAGACGCAUCAACGUAAUGAGCACUAUUAAUAAACUCUUGCAAAUAUGAUGACUACAUUACUAGGCUGUAGGUGAAUUUAUCAAAAACGUGAUUUAAAAACAAUCUGGCUCAAUAUAUUAGGUGUACAAAUACAAAAGUAUAUUUAUAUAUUAAAUUAAAAGUAUUAGUUUACCAAUUUGGUAAUCAUUCACAGCAAAAUAAAGUAACAAUAUUCACAGAAUGUAUACAUCCUUAUGUCUUUGAAAAUUUUCCUGAAAGAUGCUCAAUAAUUAAUUCUCAGAUGGGCAGUUACAACCAUUUUGGACAUUGUCAUAAUAUGACAAUAUAUGACAAUAUUAUGUUCUAGAAUGUUUUAAUGCUCUAGUAAAUUUGUCACGAAAUUGUGAAUAAGAAAAUUGCUGUACAACCUUAAAAAUCCAUUUGAUGUUUUCUCCAAAACCUCUGUUUUCAUCGUCCUCAAACAUUUACCACUGGAAAUAUCAGGUCGCAGUUGCAGUUUAAUUUCCAUCACAUUCUCCCACGGCAUACAAUACAGUCUUCUAUAUUUUUACUCUCUUACGUUGUAACCAAUUAUUAUUGAUAUUUAUUUGUAUUAUUUAUUAUUUUUCACGUGUCCACCAACUUUCAGGAGACUUUUGCAGUGGCACGACACAUAUGUGCGUAAGACAGCAUACUCACUACAAGUCCAUGGAAAUGCCUUCCGGUAGGCACCAAGAACAGGUAGGCACCACCUGAAGGGUAGCACUGACAGAUGGACACUGCUUUCCGGAAAACAGAAGCACUUUUUGUCAAAUGUUUUUUUUUUUUCUCAAGCACCAAAACAGACAACUAUACUAGUAAAACAGGACAUGUGCGGGUAAAUGGAAACCUCUGGUAACCCUAAACCAGUCUCGGUGUGUGAAGUAGGAUAAUGGAUAUUAGUUUGGUUUUAUUUAUAAUUUAUUAUCUUUUAAACCAAUAACAAUGUAAAAAUGUAAGAGACUCUUUGUUCUGUAUUCAAUCCAUACAACUUUUGUUAUUUAAUGAUUUAACGUAACUAAACAGUUUCUAAGGUGGUUAGAUUGUGUACCUUGCAGUAAAAAUGUCUAACAUUAAUUAGUAGGCUUUUUAUGUGCUCAUAAUUUUAAAUAAUAGACCAGAUAAUUAUGUUGUAAAAACAAUAAUUUUUUGUGCUAUUUAGGGUUUAUUACGUGAAACCCUUUUUUAAUUUAUAAUUUUGUUUCCCUUUUGUUUGUACAUUUUGUUAUCAGGCCAGAAUAGUGUGACAGGGUGUAAAUAACUGCAUUCCAAGCUUUCUUGGAUUACAUAAUACAAUUAGAUUUUUAAUUUGUUACUAGGCUGAACAGUUUUUACACUGUAAUGGCUGGAAAGACAUAAUAGUCAAAACUGCAUGCUGGCAGGUACAUACAUGAGUGAUGACUAUUCUGCCAUGGUAUUUUAAAAACCAGUUAGGAAUAACUAUGACUUUAUUACAAUUUUACUGUUGGGAAAUGUCUAUUGUAGGAUGAGUUUUGACUUAUAAUGUAAAUUAAAUUCCUUAACAUUCUCUAUGGUAAUGCACCAAGUACAAUUUAUUACAGAUUUCAAUAUGGAUUCUUUUUUUAAAAUUUAUUCAGAGAGCUGAAAAUAAUUUUUAAAAUGUACAAUUCAUAGUUCAUACAUAAUGUGUUAUUUAUCAUAUUGUAUAUGUAUGUAUUGUUAUCUUCAAUGUGAGUUUUUUUAAUAUUUCAUAUUAUUUUACAAAAUACAUAUAGGACAAAACACACAGUAUUCAGAAUUAAAUAAAAAUCCAUUUUCUUUGAUUCUGAUUCUUAAAAAAAAAAAAAAUCUAAUGUAACAAAGAAUUUACUUGACCUAGUAUCCAAACCUUAAUGUCAUUAGAUUACAUUAAUCAUAAUUGACUAUGACUAUUACACUUAUAGUACUCAUUUUAUAUUUUGGGGAUCAUUUAUUAACCCUGCAUGUCCACAUAUUUUUUUUAUAUUUGCACUUAUUUCAUAAUUUUUUAUUUUUGAGUAACUAAGAAUUUAAAAUAAUUUUAUAAUUAUGUUUUGAGAAAACUUU